AUGAUUGUUGCUCAGAACGGAGUAGAAGCUGUAGAGGUGGUGAGAGUAGAUUCUCUUUACACUGUGAAGGUUCCAAGUGGGGCCAGUGAAGAUGUCCAUGAGGGAUAUGUCUUGGAUUUUCUGCCACCUCCGAUUCCUCUUCCUCUCUGCCAUCUCUUCUUCCUAAGACAGGUCCAGAGACCAAACUCUCUACCUGGGGAUGCAGGUCACAAAUGUCCAGUCGACAAUGAAAUACUGCUGGAAAAUCAACUAUUUCCUGACAAUUUUGCAAAACGAGAGAUUCUUUCUCUGAUGGUGAAAUGUCCAAAUGGAGGUUGUUUGCACAAGAUGGAACUGAGGCAUCUUGAGGAUCAUCAAGCACAUUGUGAAUUUGCUCUUAUGAAUUGUCCCCAGUGCCAGCAUCCCUUCCAAAAAUGCCAACUUAAUAUUCACAUGCUCAAGGAGUGUCCAAGGAGACAGGUUUCUUGUGUAAACUGUGCUGUAUCGAUGGCAUUUGAAGAUAAAGAGAUCCAUGACCAGAACUGUCCUUUGGCAAAUGUCAUCUGUGAAUAUUGCAAUACCAUGCUCAUCAGAGAACAGAUGCCUAAUCAUUAUGAUCUAGACUGUCCUACAGCCCCAAUUCCAUGCACGUUCAAUACUUUUGGUUGCCACGAAAAGAUGCAGAGGAAUCACUUGGCACGCCACCUGCAAGAGAACACCCAGUCGCACAUGAGAAUGUUGGCCCAGGCUGUCCAGAGUUUAAGCCUUGCCUUAGCUCCCGCACCUCAACGGGACAUGCUCCCAUAUGAUCCUGCCCCUCUGUCCCGGGUGUCCUCUGGGUGUUACCCAGAGGUCCGGAAUUUCCAAGAAACCAUUCAGCAGUUAGAGGGUCGCCUUGUAAGACAAGACCAUCAAAUCCGGGAGCUGACAGCGAAAAUGGAAACUCAGAGCAUAUAUGUAAGUGAGCUCAAACGAACUAUUCGAACCCUUGAGGACAAAGUUGCUGAAAUAGAAGCACAGCAAUGCAAUGGCAUUUAUAUCUGGAAGAUUGGCAACUUUGGGAUGCACUUAAAAUCUCAAGAAGAGGAGAAGCCCGUUGUCAUUCAUAGCCCUGGAUUCUACACAGGCAAACCUGGAUACAAACUGUGCAUGCGCCUGCACCUCCAGUUACCCACCGCUCAGCGCUGUGCAAACUAUAUAUCCCUCUUUGUCCACACGAUGCAAGGAGAGUAUGACAGCCACCUCCCUUGGCCCUUCCAGGGUACAAUACGCCUUACGAUUCUUGAUCAGUCCGAAGCACCCAUAAGGCAAAACCAUGAAGAGAUAAUGGAUGCCAAACCAGAGCUGCUUGCCUUCCAGAGACCCACAAUCCCACGGAAUCCAAAAGGUUUUGGCUAUGUGACUUUCAUGCAUCUGGAAGCUCUAAGACAAAGAACCUUCAUUAAGGAUGAUACUUUGUUAGUACGCUGUGAAGUCUCUACCCGCUUCGACAUGGGCAGCCUUCGGAGGGAGGGUUUUCAGCCACGAAGCACUGAUACCGGGGUAUAGCAUCCCCUCAUUGGUUAAAAAAAAAAGAAAAAAUCCGUCUGAAGCAAGCAGGGCCUUUCCUUGCGCUCUUCUCAGUAAUCAUCUGCACACAGCAAAAGCAGUGGGAGAAAUGCAAUAGCGGCCAGUGAAUGUGGUUAGAGAGGUUACUUACCACUGCUUCCUGUUACAAACAUCGGAAGCAGCUUUUUCGUGGGAAUCUACAAGCUUUUUCAAACUUGUUGCAAGUGAAGUGCCCGUGGCAUAUUGCAGCACUUGUUUGUCAGUUCAUAUACCUCUUCGUUGUACUUUCCUGGGCUUUUGCUCCAGUGUGUUUUAUUGUCAGAAAAAAUAGUAAAGGGCUGGAAUAGUAAAACUCAGACAUUUUAACAAUAAUGAAUGUUCCUUAAAACUUCACCUUAUUUUUCUAGUGUUACAUGUAAUAUAUUAAACUUGAGAAUCACUACCACCCCGUUCAGGUUCCAGCAAGAAGAUGUUACUCCAGAGUUGAGUUCUCAUUUUAUUUGACCUUCUGCAGGUUUCAGUGGAAAGUUUAAGUUCUCAUUAACCCUGUUUUUCCCCCCAGCAUCUUACUAAGGAUAUUCAGGGACUAGUUUAAACCCUAAAUAUAACCUUACUUAUUUAGUGCGAACAUGUUGUCUGUUGAAUAAUUCUUGUUUAAGUAUUUCACUCUACCGUACUUACAUGUUUCUUUGAGGCUGCAAAGUAGCAUCUUCUUCAGAGUUCAGAAUGCUGAGGACCAGGUGGGUACCAGCUGCCCAGUGUGAUGCUGUCAAUCUCUUUCUGUCUAUUCAGUGCAGAGUGAUUUCCACAGCUCUGCAUAUGUUCUCUGUUGCUUAGUGCUUGUAGGACAAGGAGAUACACACACAUAAUCACCAUUAAAGUUAAAAAUGACUCAACUGGUCGACCAAUACAGCAUCUCAUUGGUGGUGACAGAGGCUAUUUGAGCAAGACAUUUUCAGCUCUCAAACACCCUCUGGUGUUUUAGUUCAGUUAAACAGAACAAAAUUAAUUUCCUAAAAGCAGAAUUUCUUAAUACUUGGGAGAUUGUUGGUCAUGCUUGAGAGGUCAAACGAAGGCUGGAAAUCACGUGGUCACGUCAGGAUUUGGCUUGAGUGGCUGUUUUAGUCCAACAGCUCAGACCCUAGGAGGAUCGUGUGGAAUGUAUUGAAGUGGCCAAAUGUUCCCCUAAUAGGGAGAUGAUUUUUGUGCCAUUAUGUAUUUGUUCAAGGCCUGCAGAUAGUAAAUAUUAUGGUGAAAUCUAGUUCUCAGGGAGUCCCACAACUAGCAUAGGCUCCUGUAAGGAAUCUAAGAGGACCCGUGCACUAUGCUGUUUACACGAGAGAUUGUUGAAAGUUGUCUGGAUGUGAGAGAGGGUCCUGUGUCUCCAGAGAGGCUGAGUCCGCCCUGUGACCAGCGCUCACCAUCAGCCUUUAUUUCAAGAGGAAGCCGAGAGACUUAGUCUAUGGCGAAGAAUGGUCUCCGUUCCAUGCAGACCGAGCAAGUGUCACUUUAACCUUUCCCCUUACUUUGCUCUCUGCCCUCCGCCCCACCCCACCGCAGGUUUAGGCUCCUGCUCUGGUGGGUUUGUCAAGCGGAGCUCCUGUUGCCCCACGCCACAGUCAGUCCCACCUGCUCGUCAGCAGUCUGUCCCUGGGCUCCUGGGCUCUCCAGCCAGCUCCUGAGGUUGCCGCAGCGCCCGCCUCGAGGUGGGGACCCCACGCCGCUGCUCCUGUGAUUGUUGCCGAUGAAUGAAGAAUUGUCGCAUCCCACUUAAAAGGCAAGUGGCAGUUAUUCUUCUGUUGCACAGAAAAAGCCCGAAGGAGAUGUAAUAAACUGUUUUGAUGACUUA
Messenger RNA from Equus quagga, 3376 nucleotides. It is a transcript of the gene TRAF6, whose product is annotated as TNF receptor associated factor 6. Lineage: Eukaryota; Metazoa; Chordata; Mammalia; Perissodactyla; Equidae. Gene Ontology annotation, molecular function: tumor necrosis factor receptor binding; zinc ion binding; ubiquitin protein ligase activity. The record is from RefSeq and is a predicted model, not a curated record. Bases 1 to 1527 code for a protein of 508 amino acids. Gene Ontology annotation, biological process: interleukin-1-mediated signaling pathway; protein K63-linked ubiquitination; regulation of apoptotic process. The transcript has 7 exons. Gene Ontology annotation, cellular component: plasma membrane signaling receptor complex.